Cuscuta campestris is the source of this 709-nucleotide messenger RNA. Lineage: Eukaryota; Viridiplantae; Streptophyta; Magnoliopsida; Solanales; Convolvulaceae. The record is from the annotation of a GenBank genome assembly.
CACACAAGAAUUUAACGUGGUUCGGUUUCCUUAAUCCACGGCUGCAACAGGAGGAUUUUCUUAUUUCACUUAUGGUGCCGAUUACAAGUACAAGUUUGGUUCAAGGAUGGGCGGCCAUAAUAAUGGGAAUUCUAUCCGGAAGCAUCCCGUGGCUCACAAUGAUGAUCCUCCACAAGCGGUGGACCCUACUCCAAAACAUCGACGACACUCUGGGCGUCUUCCACACCCACGCCGUCGCCGGUCUCCUCGGAGGCUGCCUCACCGGCCUCUUCGCCGAGCCGGUUCUCUGCAACCUCUUCCUCCCUGUGACCAAUUCGCGAGGCGCGGUCUACGGCGGAUCCGGCGGGAUUCAAUUCCUCAAGCAGUUCGUCGGCGGCAGUUUCGUCAUCGGGUGGAACGUCGUGGUGACGUCCAUCAUUUGUUUCGCGAUUGGGUUAGUUGUCCCGCUGAGGAUGCCGGAAGAGGAGCUCAAGAUAGGAGACGACGCCGUCCACGGCGAGGAGGCCUACGCCGUGUGGGGCGACGGUGAAAUAUACGACGCCACUCGGCAUGGAUCCUCACCGGGAGGGACUAUGCAUUACGGGAGUACUCUGACUGGGGCCACUCCAUUUGUGUGAAACUAUUCCCUAUUCUCUAGUACUCUGUAAAAUGAUUUAGUUUUGUCAUUCUUCCGGCAAUUCCGGAACCAAAAUUAACACUAGUAUAACUU